AUGUCAACGUUACUUACAAAAAUUGCAUCAACCAGCCAACAAUUACGUUCUAAUUUCAAGAUUGAUUUGAUUGAAAAUACUAAUGAUAAUGAAUGUUGUGAAAUGCAGGAAGAGUUACCACUUAGUAUCAGUUCAACGAGCGCAAAUAAUCGUGCAAAAGCAUCCAAACUAUUAGCAUUUUGUCAACAGAUAACUUUACGAAGGGUUUUCCGCUUGAUUGGUUUUAGUAUUGGUUCAUAUCCACUUGCAUAUGUCAUUGCUGCUAUCAUCAUGUCAAUUAUGUCAUUUGGAAUUUAUUAUCUUAAAUUGGAAGAUCGAGUUCGUGAUGGUUAUACCCCGACAACAUCACCAUCAAGACGUGAAGCAAAUUUACUACGAGAAUUCACUAAUUCAUUUGGUGAUCCAACACUUACCACAUUAAUGCUACAAGCUCGUGAUGGUGGUUCCAUGCAUCGUUUGAAGUAUUUGGAAGAAGCAGUUCGAUUACAUCGAUAUUUUAUGGAUAAUUUCACUGUUCAGGUGCCUUCAACCGGUGAACAAUUCGUAUACGGUGAAAUAUGCGGGUUUUUAUGUGAUACAAAUAUUGUCAUCGAAUAUUUUCACAGUGCAUUAUUGGAGGAAUAUAGGAAAGAGAAAACGGGUAAAAAACGUAGUGAAUCAACCAAUCUUACCUAUCCAAUUGCUAAAAUUACUGGUUUUGAUAUUCAUUUGGAACGUAAUUUUUAUGGUGUUCGUUUACGAUCAUAUACAAAUAAUACCAAUAAUAUGGAUAAUAGCAAGAUCGAUUCUAAAGCUAUUAAUGAGGAGAUAAUUAUGAAAACGAUCACCAAUAUUGAAUAUAUUCAGGUGAUUAAUUAUAUGUAA
Molecule: messenger RNA, 864 nt
Organism: Loa loa (African eye worm)
Lineage: Eukaryota; Metazoa; Nematoda; Chromadorea; Rhabditida; Onchocercidae
Exons: 4
Coding region: 1-864 (287 amino acids)
Biological process (GO): molting cycle, collagen and cuticulin-based cuticle; endocytosis
Cellular component (GO): plasma membrane; cytoplasmic vesicle membrane
Source: RefSeq, a predicted model, not a curated record